Messenger RNA from Manduca sexta (tobacco hornworm), 3834 nucleotides. RefSeq names its product zinc finger protein 184. The coding region runs from base 552 to 3197 and encodes 881 amino acids. Gene Ontology annotation, biological process: regulation of transcription by RNA polymerase II. The transcript has 4 exons. Gene Ontology annotation, molecular function: RNA polymerase II transcription regulatory region sequence-specific DNA binding; DNA-binding transcription factor activity, RNA polymerase II-specific. The record is from RefSeq and is a predicted model, not a curated record. Gene Ontology annotation, cellular component: nucleus. NCBI's taxonomy places the organism in Eukaryota, Metazoa, Arthropoda, Insecta, Lepidoptera, Sphingidae.
UUUGAUUUGUGAUAGCACAAAAACAAAACAAUCAGUACAUAAUUUGUACAAAUAACAAUAUUUGUAUCCAUAAUUAUGAAGAUAUAUGAAAUGUUUUAGUUUCUUUAUGUAAGGUGUAGCAGGAAUGGCUUCGUACCGCCAUUUUGAAGCCGAAUAAGAAUAACCUAUAAAUGUUUACGUAAAAUAUAAACAUGUAGGCUUCCAUGAUUGAUAAGAUGUAAUGACAUUUAAAUGCCAAACAAACUGUAUUUUAAUUUUUACCUAUGGUGCUAUAAAGUUCCAUGGCCAUCACCCAAUCCUUACUAGAAAACCCUAUUUGAUAUGCCGACUAGGAAUAUUCCGAGAAUAGUCCCUAGUAGGCUGAUAGUGGGCAGAAAAACUCCAUAACUCCCCAAUUCGAGAUUCGAAUCUGGGUCCUCAGAGCAGAGGUUGUUCCGCGCAAGCAAUACAAUGUUACCGAGGCAAUCUACCUACCCACCAGACAUACUCACAACCUCACGGUCAAUAAAUUUUAACUUAAAAAAUUGUAUGCCCAAAGUUUACAGAUUAAAAUGGAGAGCACAAUAGAAAUUCAAGAAAGUCAAGAAAUAAAAACUCCAUCCUCGAAAGAGGCUAUCCAAGUGGAAUGGCUGAAGCAGAAGUUAAAAUGCCUGUGGGAUUCGGCUCCAUUCUGUGGGAUGUGUUUGGAUAACACCAGGAGCCUUAAUUCUCUCGACAAUGAGUUUGUUAUUGGACGGCAGAAGGAGUCACAAUCGCUGUUAGACAUUUUGAAUUAUGUAUUUAAUGAAGAUAUAGAAAAUAUAAUGUCCAGCACACAGUUAUGUGAUAACUGUUCAGAAAAAACAAUCCAAUCAUAUUUAUUUAUACGGAACACUAAGUUACUGUCGAAAAUCAUCAAUAAUUGUGUCACGGAUAUACACAGCAAAGCUGUGGAUGUUGGGGAACAAAUUCUGGAUAACUUCAUGUAUGAUAAUGCUAACGUCAUGAUUGUUUUAGAGAAUGAAAAUGAAAUGUUUAGUGAAGUAGAAAAUCUUACAGCGAUCACUGAAAUAGUACCAACAGAUCAACCAAUAAUAGCCACAGCCGCUUGUCCUCAACAUGAAACUAAAGAAGAUACUAAAGCCAAGGAGAUUGAUGAGACUGUAAUAAUUAACAAGGAUAAGGAAGAAAUGCAAGUUAAGGAAGGAUUUCAUAAACCAGUAACGUCAGAAAGGACUCCAAACAUCACUUUGGAGAAAGGGAAGCUGGUUAUAAAACCAAUAAAAACUCUCACACCUCGAUCUGUGCCAAUAUACAGCACUUACAAAUGCAAUCACUGUCCAGACAUUUUCACAACACACAAAUCAUUAAAGGAGCAUGAAAAAUCAAAGCACAAAUUCCAUGUCUUUCAAUGCAGGAUGUGCGAAAAGUCAUACAACACCCAGCAAUCAUUGAAUAAUCAUUAUAAAACCCAUUCAAAGGCUAGAUGUAAAAUUUGCCGUAUGAUAUUGCGCCAAGAAGAUCUAUUCUCACAUUUAAGGGAAUUUCACUCUAAUGUAGUUUAUCCAUGCAAAUUCUGUGAGCUGGUUUACUACACACAAGAAGCUUUGGACACACAUUUCAAAGCGAAUCACUUGGUUAAUGAUACAACUGCACAAUCACAAUGUGUUAUGUGUCUGAAAGAAAUAAGUGAGGAUCAAUUAAAAAUCCAUAAAUGCAAGUUUAGUUGCUCAGACUGCUUUGUAAUGCCAUGCAUACAUUAUAACUAUUUAGUAUCAUACAGACAGCAAGUGUUAAACCAUUCGGCUAAAGUGGCCUGCACGGAUUGUGACUAUGUGACGCAUCGGAAGGAGUAUUUCAUAACACAUGUGAAUAGAGAGCAUUUGGAUUACCAUCCGUUCACAUGUAAUGACUGUGGCAUGCAGUUUUACACAAAAAUGAGUUUAAAAACUCAUAUAGACCAAUAUCACAUUGACAAUAUUUGUGCAUACUGUGAUACCGAAUUCAAGAAACGCAAUGUUCUUGUGGAACAUAGAAAGAAAUGUAAAACGAUUAUCAGGGCGUUCCCUUGCGAUAAAUGUCAAGCUUCAUUCGAUUUGGAAGAAGAAAUAAUCAAGCAUGAAUUCCUUAGACAUAGCGAUGGCGGAUUUGCAUGUAAAUUGUGCAACAGAAGAUUUCUGGAAGAGGUACAGUUGGAAGAACACCAAGUUAUGGCACACAGCAGUGUCCAAUGCAAGAAGAGGCGAAAAAAUAUUGAAUGCACCUUGUGUGACACUAAAUUUAACAACAUAAAAGAAUUAGAACAACAUGAGGAUAUGCAUGGACCGAACGUGACAUACCCUUGUAAGACAUGUUUGAAGCAAUUCCAGAGUUUGAAAAAGUUAUACAUUCAUCAACAAAGGCAUUAUGAUAGGAUACAAUGCGGCGGAUGUAAGAAGAGAAUCAUUACCAGUUUUUACCCACAGCACGCUGUGCGUUGCAUGUAUGUGAGAGAAGGCUCCAUGCAACACAUCUGUGAAGUGUGCGGCAAAGCUUUCCACUUAGAAUCACUAUUGCGCCUCCAUCAGAAGGCUCACGAAAAAGUAAAUUGUUCAGAAUGCGGCAAACUCAUGAAAGCAUCUAAUCUUGAGAACCAUCUACGAGGACACAGUAAUAUUAAAAGCACGCGAAGCAUACCCAAGAUCGCGUGCCAUCUAUGUGGUCAUUUGGUGAGGAAGAAAUGCGAUUUGGACACGCACAUGAACAGAUAUCACUUGAAAGUGAAGCCGUAUUCGUGCCAUAUUUGCAACAAACGUUUUUGUGGAAAAGUGAGGCUCACCGAACACCUGGCAACACACACAUCGGACAAUGAGUGUUUCUGUUCUAUUUGCGGGAAGAAGUUCGCCAACAGAGUGUGUCUGAAAAUGCAUGUCCGAAUCCACACUGGAGAAUGCCCCUAUACAUGUGACUUAUGUGGGGAUAAAUUUAGAUCGUCCAGUAUUAUGAAAACGCAUAGACUGAAAAAACAUUUAGAGAAAAGCAUUGCCUGUCCUGCUUGUGACAGUAUGUUCCAUAUAGUUAGAGAGAUGAGACACCACUUCAAAAAUGUGCACUGGAAGGACAAAGAUAGGCCGUUUAACUACAAAGAAGCAGUGUCGCCAGAGUUUUAUCAUUUAUUUGAGGAUGGCAGGCUUCCCAAGGUUGACCCUGGGCUCAAAGAGGAUGUCAUGGGUUCCUAAUACCAAUAAUUUUGCUAUAAUGGGACUAAAAACACCAAAAAUACACCAUGUUGUUGAUCAGUACCAAUGUGUUAUAUAAAAAAAGUACAUAGAAAUUAUUAUUAUUAUUGUUUGUUAUCAGGCAGGCAGUAAAUUAACUGAUAUGCCUGCAUCCUGUAAUUCUCAAUUCCCUUAUAAUUAUUUAGAUAGACUAAUAUUUAUACGAUAUUUAUCACGGCAUUGUUGUAUAAGUGAUUAGUAUUUUAACUUAAUUAUAGAUUAAUGUAAACUGUAUCUCUUGAAGAAUAAAAUUGUUUUUAAAAUGUAUCAAUGCCUGUAAUAAUUUAGAGUUAAUGAUUUUAUUUAAAAUAGUAUCUUUUCUUGUUUUUGUUUAUUGUAUCAAUUAUUAUAGCAUUGCUUUAUUUAUCUCUAUAGGCCUAAAAUACUAGUACACAUCGUGGCAUAAUUUUUUAUUCUACUUUUUAUGAAAGCUACCAAAAAUCCCAUUUUCACCAAUUUCAUUAAUUUGUAAAAUAUAGAUGGGUGCUUUAAAAAUAAUUAUGAUCGAAAUAUUUAUGUAGUAGCAAUAUGUAAUAUACAAAAUUAAUAUUACCAUAAUGUAAAAAAAUAUCUAUAAAUAAAUAUUUUUAUCAUACUA